Molecule: messenger RNA, 1029 nt
Organism: Vitrella brassicaformis
Lineage: Eukaryota; Vitrellaceae
Source: the annotation of a GenBank genome assembly
CGCAGAGAGGGAUGAGCGAGGCGGCCAAUCUGCGCGUCGAGUACGGCACUGAAGAGGCAGAUCUGUUCGUUUGAUUGAUCCUCCCGCUGAGAUCUCAUUCAUCAUGAGCAAGCGUGAGGGUCAGAAGACCAUCUUUGAGUUCAACCGCUACCUCAACAAGAGGGUCAGAGUCAAAUUCAACGGAGGCAGAGAAGGUGAGUGCGUCAGCACCAACACCCACUCACUGACGGCACCAGCUUGAGGGAAAACUGUGCGUGUGUGUGUCGGAUGCUUGUGAUGCAUGUCCCGUCAGUGACGGGCAUCCUGAAGGGCCAUGACCAGGUGUGCAACCUCGUCCUCGAUGACACAGAGGAGUACCGCAGAGGUGCACCGCACUCGCACAACAGUCUGGUACUCGGUGGAUCUGUCUGUUGGUCAUCUUGUCAACUGGCCUGUGUUUCCCUGGAGCAGAUCCCGAUGAUCCGUUCAAGCUGCUCAACGAAACACGCCAGCUCGGCCUGGUGGUCGCCAGAGGCACUGCGGUAAGCACAUAGACACACAGCGACCGCACUGAUUCUGCGUUGCGUGGAUGCGUGUGUGUGAGUUCAGGUGAUGUUGGUGUCGCCAGUUGAGGGGAUGGAGGAGAUAUCCAACCCCUUCGUCAAUGUGGCCGAGUCAUGACGGAAUGCACGGCGAUGACACACUAGUGGUGGUGCCUUUGCCUUUUCUACCGCCCUCCUGUGUUCGUUGCGCUGUGAUUUGUGUACACAUGGAUGGAUGGAUGGAUGGAUGCGUAGAGGAGAGAGUGAGCUGACUUGUGUUUGCCCCGCCUGCUCGUUCUCUUCGGUGGCUUCUCGGGGUCAUUCUGGCCUCUGCACAUGCCGAUCUCUUCAUCCAAGCAGGGGAAAGCCGCGUACAGAGUGGGAAGGAUCUACAGAAGCUGCUGAAGUAAGACAACAGGAGAGCGACUUGAGCUGCGUGUCUCCGUUGAAUGAACCUCAAGAUUUGACUUCUCAUCACGCAACCAAGUGAACGGAACACUCGUGUGCC